Molecule: messenger RNA, 4564 nt
Organism: Purpureocillium takamizusanense
Lineage: Eukaryota; Fungi; Ascomycota; Sordariomycetes; Hypocreales; Ophiocordycipitaceae
Exons: 11
Coding region: 1-4311 (1436 amino acids)
Biological process (GO): transmembrane transport
Cellular component (GO): membrane
Molecular function (GO): ATP binding; ABC-type transporter activity; ATP hydrolysis activity
Source: RefSeq, a predicted model, not a curated record
AUGUCGUGGCGAGCAGCGGUGACCACCGCGACCCAUGGCUGCUCUCCGCAGGCCGACGAUGUCUUCGGGCCCGUCGUCGGUCGAGAAUGCCGCGGCGGCUUCGACUUGACCCUGUUGUUCGAGCAGGCCGUGCUGUCGAUAAUUCCGGCGGCCAUCAUCAUCGUCGCCUUUCCGCUGCGCUUCGCCUACCUCGCCACCGCUCGACCGAAAUCGAUUCUUCAUCCCGCGCGCUUCUUCAAGCUGUUCGCAGCCUCCGUCUUUCUCCUCCUUCAGGUCGCGCUUCUUGUCCUGUGGUCCCGCGAUGAGGUGAACCGCACGAGGGCCUCGCUGCCCCUGGCCGUCCUCAAUGUCAUCGUGGGCCUUCAGCUGGUGGUGCUGUCGUGGAUGGAGGACGGCCGGUCGAUCCGCCCCUCGACCAUGCUGGGCACCUACCUCGCCAUCACCGUCAUCCUCGACAUUGCGCAGGCAAGGACACUGUGGCUUCGACACCUAAGCACGCCCAUUGCCGCCGUCUUCUCCGCCACGGUGGCCGUCAAGGCCGUCAUGUUGCUGCUCGAGAGCCGCAAAAAGACCACAUACCUCAAGCAAGCCCACGCGGACCUCCCGCCCGAGGCCACCAGCGGCAUCAUCAACCGCAGCUUCCUCUGGUGGCUCAACGACCUGUUCCGCCGAGGCCUCUCCACCCAUCUCACCCUCGACGACCUGUAUCCCUUGGACGACGAGCUUGCCUCGGGCCCCUUGAGCACCAAAAUUCAACAAGCCUGGUCGCGGCGACGCAAGCCCGAGCGCCGCUUCGAGUUUCCCCUCGCGGCCUGGCGGGCUCUGCGCUGGCACAUCCUGUCCGCCAUCGUCCCCCGGCUGUUUCUGAUUGCGUUUACGUUUGCACAGCCCUUUUUGAUUUCUCGCGUCCUGGACCUGCUGUCCGAGCCCGACAGCCAGCCAGCCCGCAACGUGGGCUACUCGCUGAUCCUUGCGGCGGCCGUCAUCUACAUGGGACUGACGCUGUCGACCCUCUACUACAACCACAGCGUCUACCGGUUCAUGACAAUGUUCCGUGGCGCCAGCGUCGCGCUCAUCUUCAACCACAUGCUCACGCUUCCCCUCGGCGAAUACGAUGAUUCGGCCGUCGUGACUCUGAUGAGCACCGACGUGGACCGCAUCGUGCUCUGCCUCAUCAGCCUCAAUGAAAUCUGGGCGCGCGUCAUCGAGGUUGCCGUGGGAGUCGUGCUGCUGGCGCGGCAGCUUGGCUGGGUCUGCCUUGUGCCGCUCUUUGUCGUCGUCGUGUCCUUUUUUGGCAGCGCGGAAAUCUCGAGGACCAUCGGCGCCCGCCAAAAGGUUUGGAUAGACGCCGUGCAGCAACGAAUCACCAUCACGGCCUCGAUGCUUGCCGAGAUGAGGAGCGUCAAGAUGAUGGGGCUGAGCCCGGUGUUGUCUGCCAUUGUCCAGGAUCAGCGAGUCCAGGAAACGCGGCGCAUGGCGGCGUCCCGAUGGAGCAUCGUCUGGCAAAACGUCGUGCAGAACCUGCCCUGGGCGCUGGCCCCCUCGCUCACCUUCAUCAUCUACGUCGCGCAGGCCACGGCACGGGGCAGCUCUUCCAUCGACGUCACCCAGGCCUUUACCGCCUUGUCCAUCAUCACGCUGCUCACGGAUCCUGCCGCCAAGCUUCUGAGUGCCAUACCUUCCACUGCUGCGAGCUUGGGCUGCUUCGAUCGGAUCCAGGAAUUCCUCGUAGCACGUCCCAGGACCGACCCCCGCUUCGUUGUGUCGCCGUCGAGAACGACACAAGGGCAAGAGGCCGCCACGAUCUCGAUGCAAAACAUGUCGCUCCGCCCCGUCGCCACCGCCGAGCCCGUCCUGACGGACGUCAACUUCGCCAUCGCCCGCGGGUCACUGGCCAUGGUCGUUGGCCCCGUCGGGUCCGGCAAGACGACCCUGAUCAAGGGCAUUUUAGGCGAGGUCAAGGACCAGAACGGCGGCUCCGUCAGGAUCGCCAGCAAGCAGGUCGCGUUGUGCGUUCAAGUACCUUGGCUGCCCAACACGACGAUCCGGGAGGCCAUCUCAGGCUACGUGGAGGAGGGGCAAAGCGUCGAUCAGGCGUGGUACCGGAAAUGCCUGCAUGCAUGCGCGCUCGACUACGAUCUCGAUCGCCUGGCAGACGGCGAAGACACCCUUGUAGGCAGUGCGAGCACGGUCCUCAGCGGUGGCCAGAGAGCGCGGGUUGCUCUGGCUCGCGCGGUCUACGCCCGGACGGACAUUGUGCUCCUCGACGACGUGCUGGGCGCUUUGGACACCAAUACGCAGGCCACAAUCAUGUCUCGCCUGUUUGGCAGCGAAGGCUUGCUGAAGAAGCGCAACGUGACUGUGGUGCUCGCGACGCACGCCACCGAAUUUCUCAAAUAUGCCGACAAGGUCCUCAUCGUUUCUGAUGGACGGGUCAAGGAUGGCGGCAAGGGCGACGGUUCUAUCCCCAAGGAGCUCAUCAAUGCUCUCAAGGCCACGUCCAGCCCCUCGGCGGAUCAAGUCGAGCCCAAGGAACCCAACGCCAAGGACAGGGCGGAGGAGAUUGCCGAGGCCAAUGAAGUGAGUGACAUGAACAGGUCGGAAGGCGACCUGGACGUGUAUCGGUACUACUUCAAGUCUGUCGGCUGGCCCAAGACUGCCCUCUUCGUCGGGUUUGUCAUUGUGGACGUUUUCUGCAGCAGCUUCAGCACGAUCUGGUUGAAGUGGUGGGCCGAGGUUGAUGGGGGCCAGAUCGCGCUCUACAUGAGCGUCUACGUCGCCCUGGCGUUCCUGACGUCCGUGGGAACCGGUGGAUACGUCUGGUCCAUACUGAUCCUCAUCUCUCCGUACACCGCGCGUAAAUUGCACGCUGUGCUGCUACGGGUUGUCAUGAGGGCGCCUCAAUCGUUCUUCUCGGCCACGGACAGCGGGUCGAUUCUCAACCGGUUCAGCCAGGACAUGACCAUCAUCGAGGGACAGCUGCCCAUCGGCAUCCUCAUCGCCGUCUCAAAUUUGUUCUCGUCGCUCGCGGCCGCGGCCCUGGUCACCACGGGCUCCGUUUACAUGGUCGUCAGUGUCCCGUUCCUUGUCUUUACCAUCUGGGCGCUGCAGCACGUGUACCUCCACACCUCGAGGCAGCUGCGGCUGCUGGACCUCGAAAGCAAGAGCCCGCUAUAUUCCCACUUCCUGGAAACCGUAGGCGGCCUCGCCACUAUCCGCGCGUUUGGAUGGCAAUCGCGUUUCAAGGCCAAGAAUGAGAGGCUGCUGGACUACUCGCAGCGGCCGCACUACCUCUUGUACUGCAGCCAGCGGUGGCUCAACCUCGUCUUGGACCUCAUCGUCGGCGCGCAGGCCGUCCUCGUCGUCGGCCUCGCUGUUGGGCUUCGACGCUCCACCAGCCCCGGUCUUCUCGGUGUCUCCCUGAACAGCACGUUGUCCUUUAGCGGCGCUCUCUCGUCCCUCGUGUCAGGCUGGACGAUGCUGGAAACCUCGCUCGGCUCGAUUGCGAGGUUGAUGAGCUUCGAGGCUACGGUCAAGCCAGAGGACAAGCCCGGCGAGACGUACCAGCCGCCACCCAGCUGGCCAGAGCGCGGUGCCGUUGAAUUUCGCCAAGUCACCGCUGUCCACAGUCCCGGAGCCGUGGGCAUUUGCGAGGUUAGUCUGGAGAUCAAGCCGGGCCAAAAGGUCGGCGUGUGCGGCCGCACAGGAAGCGGCAAGAGCUCGCUCGUAGCUACUCUGGUGAGGCUAUUGGAGAUGGACUCCGGUUCCAUAUUCAUUGACGGAGUGGACGUUGCCACGGUGCCACGCGAAACGAUCCGCGAGCGCCUCGUCAGUCUCCCGCAAGAUCCACUGGUCCUCAAUGGCAGCGUGCGCCUCAACGUGGACCCAGAAGAGCGAAGCACCGAUGAAGCCGUGGCGACGGCGCUGGACCGCGUGGGCCUUGGGGAUUUUGCGCAGUCGCGCGGCAUCAUGGCCGACAUCACGGCGACGUCGCUGUCGCGAGGCGAGCAGCAGUUGCUCGCUCUGGCGCGGGCGGUCGUCAAGAAGCAAGCCUGCGGCAGCACCAUUCUGCUGCUGGAUGAGGCGACAAGCAACGUCGACGCCGAGACCGAUGCCGUGCUGCAGCGCAUCCUGCGUGAAGACUUUUCGGGGUGCACGCGGGUGGCCGUAGCGCACCGCAUCGAGACGAUUAUGGAUUCGGACGUGAUUGUGGUCAUGGACUCGGGACGCAUCGUAGAGGUUGGUGCGCCUUCGGAUCUGUUGCAUAAGGAAGACGGGUGGUUCGCCCAACUGGCCGGGUCCAAGGAGUAGCCUUGGGGUUGGAUAUGCUAGCCCGUCAAGAUGCUGUUCGGUUCCGCAUCACAGCCGACUGUUGUUUUUGUAUUGUCUAUGAUGUGGGGGUCUGAUCUAAGUGACAGGAAUUUGCUCCAACAGCAUUUGCCAUUGGCAUGGCUUCAGCGCCCUACGAAGCGUCACCCUUGACGGGAGAUCCGACCAUGAGGUCAAGCAAAGAGAUGACCACCUCAGCAGCAGCCAAUGCGGUGGUUUGGCUGACCGUGUCGUA